AUGCCAGCGCAACUGGCGGCGUGGCGUUUCCCAGCAGGUGCCAUGGGAGCAGAGUAUUUAGACGCAAGGGAUCGCGCCAAAUCCCCCCUUCCCUUCUUGAUCUCUUCUCUUUCCUCAUGCAACCCAGCAGGCACCUUUGAGGCGCCUCAAAAGCCCAGAGGUGCCAUGGGAGCAGAGUUUUUAGGCGCAGGGGAGCAAGCGGAACCAGCAGUCGAUUCACCUGUGGAUGAGAACCUCUCAGGGGAGCCAGUGGCGGAGGGCCGCACGCCAAUGACUCUGGAGCAGUACCGUGCGUGGAAGGCCAGGAAGGAUCAAGAGGAAAGUGCAAGGAAAGAGGAGGCAGCACGGAAACGAGCGGAGGACAUAGCGGCAGGGCGAGUGCCAAUGAAUGGAAGGGAGCUGUUUAUCCAUGAGCCCUGGACGCGGGAGCAGGCGAUGGCAGAGUUCAAGAAGAACCCACAUGACGCCGAUAACCUCACGAAGCUCGGCCGGACACUGGUGGAGCUGGCGCAGUUCAUCCAGGGGCAAGAGUCCAACGAGAUGCUGGACGAUGCCGUGUCGAAAUUCGAUGAAGCACUGAAGAUCGCCCCCUCUCGUCCGGACACCCUGUGGUGGCUCGGCAACGCGCACACCACCAGGGGCUUUCAGACUCCUGACGCUACCCUGGCGAACGUCAGCUUUGAAAAGGCAUCCGAUUGCUUCAGGAAGGCUCUGGACGCGGACCCAAGCAACGACGCUUAUCGCAAGUCCCUGGAGAUUUCACUCAAGGGUCCUGAGUUGCAUCAAGAGGUGCAGAAGCAGAUGGCUCUGCAGCAGGCGCUGGGAGCGGCUGUUCAUCCGUCAUCCAUGGACGCUCCCAAGGUCCAGAAGAAAAAGAAGAGCAGCGAUCUGUGGUAUGACGUGGCAGGGUGGGUGAUUCUGAGCGUGGGUGUGGUGGCAUGGCUCAGCAUUCUCAGUGCCAGGGCGCCGCCUCCUGCUGCUGCCAAGUAA
Molecule: messenger RNA, 990 nt
Organism: Closterium sp. Yama58-4
Lineage: Eukaryota; Viridiplantae; Streptophyta; Zygnematophyceae; Desmidiales; Closteriaceae
Source: the annotation of a GenBank genome assembly